Molecule: messenger RNA, 2043 nt
Organism: Chondrus crispus (carragheen)
Lineage: Eukaryota; Rhodophyta; Florideophyceae; Gigartinales; Gigartinaceae
Exons: 3
Coding region: 1-2043 (680 amino acids)
Biological process (GO): negative regulation of transcription elongation by RNA polymerase II
Cellular component (GO): nucleus; NELF complex
Molecular function (GO): RNA binding
Source: RefSeq, a predicted model, not a curated record
AUGCCGCUUGUACUGAGCGAUGAGCGUCAUCAAUGUACAGUACCAACGGUACAGCACACUCUCAUAGCCAAGCAGCCGUACAGGAUUUUACACCGCGUUCACCCCGAUUUGAAUGAUAUUCUUGCAAGAUCAGUCCAUGUGUCCAGCUCAAAGGCAAAAAACGCCUCUCUCACCCUGCUCUUCUCCUCAAUCUCCGCCAUCGCGCAGGUAGACACACAGGCCACUAUGGAAGGCACAACCCCAUCCCCUUUCGACGCCUUCGACGCCAUCCUUUCCGAUGACGUUGACCACCAGCUCUCCACCUUCCUCAACACCCACGAUGACCCUCGCGACGCCACAGAGCGUCUCAUGGAAAGCUAUGAGGGUGUCCCCGAUAUGAUCCGUGCCCUCGUCGAGUGGUCCGAUAUCUACGCCGACGGCACUGCAAACCUGGAGCAGGCCGUUGAGACUGUCCUGCUAGAGCACGAGCAAACCAUUAUCCCGCGCCUCGACGAGGCUCUCGCUACAACGGAAAAAUCUCUCCCCGUUGUCACCACUGUUACCGAGUCCAAGAGAUGGAACCCUGUCGUGUGCAGUAUGGCCGCCAGGAAUAAGGAGUCGACCUUGCACAACCUUCUUACAAGGGAGAGUAGGCUGUCUCAGGCAGGUAUCAACCAAGAGGUGCUGCAGACACCUGCUUCAUUUGUCGAUGCUAUCACCGAGCAGUUUACGAAGCUAUUUUCACCGGAUAAGCAGGUCUCUGAUGACGAGUUGCUUGGCUUGUACAACCGCGUAUCCGCAUUGUGCACUUACGACGAGUGCAGCACUAUUGUAUCCUUACGCAUGUUCAACAAGCUAGCCCAUGAUGCAGAUACCCCCUUUAUGCGCGGCCUUUAUCGCCGAGUCGGACAGGAAGUCCGUAAGGAGGCUGUCCGCGUUAUGACGGCCGCCAACAUCAUGUCUGAGCAUAUGGCCAGACAGUACGUCAUCCGUCUCGCGUUCAUCACAGACUGCGUCGAAUCAAACGUCUCUAUGCGCAAGGCUAUUGUUGAUGCGCUUCUAAACCUCUUCGGAGGCACAGACCGGUCGAUUCGGAGACGCUUCGAAACAGAGACCAAGAUUCUAAGGAGCGUUUAUGGAUGCCUCAUAGGCGAUAUAGAGAUCAAGGAAGCUGACAGCGACGUGGUGGAAACAGUACAGGAGUUCCAGGGCAGUGUUGCGGACAAAGUUGUUCUGAUCAGAAUGCUGUGCCAUGUUGAAGUUUUCGAAGACAUACUGAAGGCUUUGUUUAGCCACAAGUACCGUACCUACCUUGAUGGCGAACCCGACAUAUCGAAACGAACCUGUCUAUGCAUGUUGCUGGCGUAUUCUGGAGUCUUUAUUUGUAAAGACGACAAAGAACUGCCAACAAUGUUGGAAGACGAGGUGGCAAAGGAGAAGCUUCGAAACGAAAUGAAGACUACUUUUACAGAGAUCAGAAGAGUGGCAGAAGUGUGCGAGAGCCUAAAACCUGGCUGUCCUCGCUUCAAAAUCCGUGGCCCACCUGUUCAGGUUCUUCUUGAAGGGACCAAGAGCCCUUUGAUAGCGCGAGGAGUGUUGAUGUGGGCGAAGGAAGGUCUUGAGGGAGGUUCAAACUUGCGGGAGCUGCUAGUGACCGCACCAACACAUCUUGCAUUCCUGGAAGCCAUUGCAGAGAAACAUCCAGUAUUGCAAGGGGAAGUUCUUGAAAUCAUAAGAGAGGCAUUCAUGCGCGAUUAUCCGGAACUUGACGUCAUUGAAGUGGAAAAGUUGCGCGAUAAGUUUACGAAGACCAUCACGGGUUUGGUGCGUAUCCAAAUGGCUCCGCAAAUUGUCCGCAUGUUUCAGGGGAGCUGGGCAAACAACAAAAGGGUGGACCUGGCCCAUCUACGUCACUUUAUCAACGGUUUACUACAGAUUAUUUCUCCUCCCUUUUCCCGGACAUUUGCGGCAAGCGUGAUGGAGCUACUGAAUAAUGAGCGAGUAGCAUCGGCUAUUCAAAGAGAUCCCGUAAUCCCUUCCUGUGAUGAAAGAUUGAAGAUCUAA